CGGAACACUCCGGGACAGGUUCCCAACGCGGUAGCGCGCCGUUGGCCGCAGUACCGUCGUACGGUUUGCGCAAGAACCAUCCGCUCGUUUCUCAUCUCGGCAUGACACUCGGCUCACCUGUCAUCGUACUGUCAUAAAGACCGAGUCCUACCCUCCGACCCGUUAUCGAUCUCACAUCUUCGAGUCUUCCUAAGUCGUCGGUCUUUCGUCUUUCGUUUUUCGAUCAAGAUACUGUACCAAGUCAUCGGGCUUGCGUGAAUAGUGAAACGAUCGAUCGAACCCAUUGAUCGCGUGAACACCGGUGAACGAUGUGAUCGCAUGGUUCCGAUGGUGUACGACUCGGCCAAUGAUCGAGAGAGUCCAUCGAAACACACCUAUCAAUGAUCUUUCAAAGGAUGGACAUAAACGCGACGACGCUCGAUAGAGACGAGGGCACGAAAGGUUUCAAUGCUGGCUUCACUCCUGGCGAUAUCGUCUUCAAAACGUAGACGUCUCAUAACGCGACUCGGUGAUUGAGAAUCGAUACGCGUGCUGCUGGAAGAAUUAUGUGACGAUCGUGUCCGUGCUUCUUCACAAUUGGAAUUUCAAGUAUCCCUUGAAAAAAGACGAAAGUCUCUUCUUAUGAGAAAGAUCUUGAAGAGAGGAUCUAAAUAUCCAGAUUUCAUUUUCGGGGCUGUCGAAUUUUUAGACAUUUUAACAGUCGCCAGGGGACAACGAUUGCAAUAGGGUUCGAAAAGACCGACGGAGAGAUACCUACUGACCUAUACUGAGAGCACAGAAAGUUCAGUGAUCACAUAACUUCACGUCGUCGAAUGUGCUUCCGCGAAGACAAUCUCGUGAGUGCGAGAAAUCAAACGGUGAGACUCAAACGUGAUUUAUUUUUCGUCGCAAAAGUAAAAAUAUCGAUGGAAGGAACUAGAUUGCAACGCUUCGACUUUUCCUUCAUUUGAUGUAAAAUAUCAACAGCGACAAUAUAACUAAAUAACUCUAAAAAGCAGCAACAAUAUUAAUUAGAGCGAUAUUAAUUAAUGCGUUCGAGUAACCUGCGUAUAAAUAAAAAAAAACAAUAAACUGUGAUAUAAAACUGGAAUAGGUGGUUUCCCUAAAUAAACCACUGCCAUCAAUUGUUAAAUUAACCGUGGACAAGAAAUCUCAUCCUUUGACGUGUGUUUAUAUGUUUGUGUGCAUGUGUGGUUUAUACGCGACGGAACGUUUGUAAUGAGAUCGGACAAGUCAACGGAGUUAAGCAUCGCUAAUUAUCUUAGAGCCGUCGUAUAAUUGCCACCAAUUAAUCAACGCGACUCUUGACGCUCCUUGUCUCUGUCGCAUUCGAGCUCUGAAUUUCACACUUCCUGCCGUCGCCAGCUCAUAUAUGGAGACAAUGAAGUGGCUUUGGAUAAUUGUCUUGGUGGCUUUGGCGCUGCCAGCUGCUGUACCUCGAAAAAUCCAUAGAAGCAAGCCGACACCACGAUUGUACGGCGACAGAGUCCCCAUCAAUUUAAUAAGGACCACUAGCAGCAAGGUACGGCAAAAGAUCGUGGACACCCACAAUUACUUUCGCACGCAGGUCAAGCCAUCUGCCGCCAACAUGCUCGUCAUGAAAUGGCAUUCGGGCUUAGCAAAGGCAGCACAGAGGUGGGCCGAUCGUUGUCUCGGUUUGGUGCAUGACAAUGCGACCGGUCUGUACCUGGACGGCUUUGGACAGAGUGGACAAAACAUAUUCAUCAGCACGGGUCGUACGCUCUGGAACUUCCCCAUCAGAAUGUGGUACAUGGAGUACAAGGACUUCAAGUACGGACCCAAUACGACGAAUGAGAUCCUCGAGAUCGGCCAUUACACGCAGGUGGUGUGGGCGACGACACAUCUGGUCGGAUGCGGGGUGAGCCAUUGCACCGGUGGCAAGGGUCCGCUCGGCAAGGAUUUCUAUAUGUAUGUUUGCAACUAUGCUCCGAGCGGGAACUACAAGGGCCGUCUGGGCUUGCCGUACGUGGCCGGAAAGCCGUGCAGCAUGUGCAAGGACCACUGCACGCAGGACGCGCUUUGCACGAACGCCUGCUAUCAUACCGAUCUGUGGUCCAACUGCGCCGAACUGCUCAGCACGUUUGGUUCGUGGGUCUGCGAGACGGACACCAAGGAAGGUCGUGAACGCCGAAAGUUCUGCGGCGCCACAUGCAAUUGCAAGGACAAGAUCUACUACCAUCACGAAGGGUAGGAGGGCUUGACUUUGGGUCCACCUCCGUGUUGCAUGAAUAAUUUAAUCGCUCUGCAAAACUAAACUCAGACCUAGUGGGUGUUACGACGGCUAAACGGCAGCAGAUCGUUUAAUGGAGGGUCGUGUUGUUUUAUUGAUGAGCUCGUUUGUUUAAUGAUGAGAGCACUGGAGGAACACUCGCGAUGUUAUGAGCUAAGGCAUCGAGAAAGGGAGAGGGUGGGAAAAGAGAAAGAGAGGA
This is a messenger RNA of Acromyrmex echinatior (Panamanian leafcutter ant), 2450 nucleotides long. Its product is annotated as cysteine-rich secretory protein 1. Gene Ontology annotation, cellular component: extracellular region. NCBI's taxonomy places the organism in Eukaryota, Metazoa, Arthropoda, Insecta, Hymenoptera, Formicidae. The record is from RefSeq and is a predicted model, not a curated record.